Perca fluviatilis (European perch) is the source of this 7142-nucleotide messenger RNA. RefSeq lists its product as uncharacterized. The record is from RefSeq and is a predicted model, not a curated record. Lineage: Eukaryota; Metazoa; Chordata; Actinopteri; Perciformes; Percidae. Gene Ontology annotation, molecular function: protein binding.
GUCUCAGAUCAGAAGAUGAGUGAUUUGGAAGAAGAGGAGGACGGAGCAGAGUCUGUAGUAUCUGGCUGUCAGACUAUGAAGAGUUACUGGUCCGUAGGAGAACCUCAUAACUUCAGUAAAGAACCUGGACCCUCAGACACAAAACUGACUUCAGAUCAGAAGAUGAGUGAUUUGGAGGAAGAGGAGGACGGAGCAGAGUCUGUAGUAUCUGGCUGUCAGUCUAUGAAGAGUGACCGGUCCAGAAGAGAACCUCCAGAAUUCAGUACUGAACCUGGACCCUCAGACACAAAAAAGAGGAACAGGAGUGAUGUUUGUGAGGAGGAGCAGCCAUCAAGCUGUGCUUUGUGUCAGGACGUCCUGAAGGAUCCAGUCUCUACCAGCUGUGGACUCUGGUUCUGCAGACAGUGCAUCACCUCAUACUGGGACCAGUCUGCUUCAUCAGGAGACUCCUGCUGUCCCCAGUGUGGAGAAAGAUCCAGAACAAUGUACGUUGUUAAACAUGAACAUAAGAUCAGUGUGAAGGGGACAUAUGAACGUGUGACUGAAGGAGCUGAUCAAACAGGAAGUGGAACCCUCCUCAACAGGAUCUUCACUGCGCUCUACAUCACAGAUGAACUGAGUGAAGAAGUUAAUACCCAACAUGAGGUGAGGCAGCUCGAGACAGCUUCCAAGAUGGACACCCUCCAUGAAUCUCCAAUCAAGUGCAGCGACAUCUUUAAAGCCUUACCUGACCAACAGAAACACAUCAGAGUCGUUAUGGUGAUCGGCGUCACUGGCGUUGGAAAAACCUUCUCAGUGCAGAAGUUCUGUCUGGACUGGGCCGAGGGUUUGGAAAACCAAGAUGUGGAUCUGGUGAUUCCUUUUUCCUUCAGGGAGCUGAACUUGAUCAAAGAUGAGCAGUACAGUCUUCUGGAGCUGCUCUGUGUUUUCCAUCCAUCAUUACAGGAGGUCACAGCAGAGCAGCUCGCUGGCUCUAAAGUUCUCUUCAUCUUUGACGGCCUGGAUGAAAGCAGACUUUACCUGGAUUUCAACAACAAUGAGGCUGUUUCUGAUGUCACACAGAAGUCAUCAGUCAACGUGCUGUUGACAAACCUCAUCGAGGGGAAGCUGCUUCCCUCGGCUCUCGUCUGGAUAACUUCCCGACCUGCAGCAGCCAAUCAGAUCCCUCCUGCGUGUGUUGACAGGGUAACCGAAGUACGAGGCUUCACUGACAACCAGAAGGAGGAGUACUUCAGGAAGAGAGUCAGUGAUGAAGAGCUGUCCAGCAGAAUCAUCUCCCACAUCAAGACCUCCAGGAGCCUCCACAUCAUGUGUCUGAUCCCAGUCUUCUGCUGGAUCACUGCUACAGUUCUGGACCACAUGUUGACUACAGACCAGGGAGGAGAGCUGCCCAAGACCCUGACCGACAUGUACUCACACUUCCUGCUGGUUCAGACAAAGAGAAAGAAGCAGAAGUAUGCUGAGGGACAUGAGACGAGUCCACAGGAGCUGGCGGAGGCUGACAGGGAAGUUCUUCUGAAGCUGGGGAGGCUGGCGUUUGAACAGCUGGAGAAAGGAAACAUCAUGUUCUACCAAGAAGACCUGGAGCGCUGUGGUCUGGAUGUCACAGAGGCCUCGCUGUACUCAGGAGUUUGUUCAGAGAUCUUCAAAAGAGAGAGUGUGAUCUUACAGAAAACAUUCUACUGCUUCUUUCAUAUGAGCAUUCAGGAGUUUCUGGCUGCAGUCUACCUGUUCAGCUGUUACACCAACAGGUACACCGAGGUAAUGGAGGACUUCCUGGGAGAAGACUUCAAACACAGGGACUCAAAACCAAAGUCUUUUCUCAAGAAGAUUUCUACGUCUUUUGGGAAGAAAGAUAGCCAUUGUGACAGUGAACAUGACAAUUACCCAUCUCUGGAUGUCUUCCUGAAGAGAGCCACGGAGAAAUCCAUGAGGAGUAAAAAUGGCCACCUGGACCUGUUUGUCCGCUUCCUUCAUGGCCUCUCUCUGGAGUCCAACCAGAGACUCUUAGGAGGCCUGCUGGGUCAGACAGACAACAGUCGAAAAAUCAUCCAGAGAGCCAUCAACAACCUGAAGGAGAAGAAGACCAAAAUGUCUCCUGACAGAAGCAUCAACAUCUUCCACUGUCUGACGGAGAUGAACGACCACUCAGUCCAUCAGGAGAUCCAAAAGUUCCUGAAGUCAGAGAACAGAUCAGAGAAGGAACUCUCUGUGAUUCACUGCUCAGCUCUGGCCUACAUGCUGCAGAUGUCAGAGGAGGUUCUGGAUGAGUUGGACCUGAGUCAGUACAACACAUCAGAUGAGGGACGACUGAGACUGAUUCCAGCUGUGAGGAACUGCAGAAAGGCUCGAUUGAGCAACUGCAGUUUGUCAGAGAUCAGCUGUGCUUCUCUGGUCUCAGCUCUGAAGUCCAACCCCUCCCAUCUGAGAGAGCUGGACCUGACUAACAACUACGACCUGAAGGAUUCAGGAGUGAAGCUGCUGUGUGCUGGAUUGGAGAGUCCAAACUGUAGACUGGAGACUCUGAGACUGACUUCAGAUCAGAAGAUGAGUGAUUUGGAGGAAGAGGAGGACGGAGCAGAGUCUGUAGUAUCUGACUAUCAGUCUCUGAAGAGUGACCGGUCCAGAAGAGAUCCUCUAUACUUCAGUAAAGAACCUGGACCCUCAGACACAAAACUGACUUCAGAUCAGAAGAUGAGUGAUUUGGAGGAAGAGGAGGAUGGAGCAGAGUCUGUAGUAUCUGGCUGUCAGACUAUGAAGAGUGACCGGUCCAUGCCAGAACCUCAUAACUUCAGUAAAGAACCUGGACCAUCAGACACAAAAGUCCAGAACAACAGAUGGAGAGCAGAGUCUGUAGUAUCUGGCUGUCAAUCUAUGAAGAGUGAUCAGUCCAAACAUGAACCUCUGACCUUCAGUAAAGAACCUGGACCCUCAGACACAAAAGUCCAGAACAACAGAUGGAGAGCAGAGUCUGUAGUAUCUGGCUGUCAGUCUAUGAAGAGUGACCGGUCGAUGCCAGAACCUCUGACCUUCAGUAAACAACCUGGACCCUCAGACACAAAAAAGACAGACAGGAGUGAUGUUUGUGAGGAGGAGCAGCCGUCCUGCUGUGCUUUGUGUCAGGACGUCCUGAAGGAUCCAGUCUCUACCAGCUGUGGACACUGGUUCUGCAGACAGUGCAUCACCUCAUACUGGGACCAGUCUGCUUCAUCAGGAGACUCCUGCUGUCCCCAGUGUGGAGAAAGUUCCAGAACAAUGUACGUUGUUAAACAUAAACAUAAGAUCAGUGUGAAGGGGACAUAUGAACGUGUGAAUGAAGGAGCUGAUCAAACAGGAAGUGAAACCCCCCUCCACAGGAUCUUCACUGCACUCUACAUCACAGACGGACAGAGUGAAGAAGUUAAUACCCAACAUGAGACAGCUUCCAAGAUGAAGACCCUCCAUGAAACUCCAAUCAAGUGCAGCGACAUCUUUAAAGCCUUACCUGACCAACAGAAACACAUCAGAGUCGUUCUGACGAGCGGCGUCGCUGGCGUUGGAAAAACCUUCUCAGUGCAGAAGUUCUGUCUGGACUGGGCCGAGGGUUUGGAAAACCAGGAUGUGGAUCUGGUGAUUCCUCUUUCCUUCAGGGAGCUGAACUUGAUCAAAGAUGAGCAGUACAGUCUUCUGGAUCUGCUCCGUGUUUUCCAUCCAACAUUACAGGAGGUCACAGCAGAGCAGCUCGCUGGCUCUAAAGUUCUCUUCAUCUUUGACGGCCUGGAUGAAAGCAGACUUUACCUGGAUUUCCACAACAAUGAGGCUGUUUCUGAUGUCACACAGAAGUCAUCAGUCAACGUGCUGUUGACAAACCUCAUCCAGGGGAAGCUGCUUCCCUCGGCUCUCGUCUGGAUAACUUCCCGACCUGCAGCAGCCAAUCAGAUCCCUCCUACCUGUGUUGACAGGGUAACAGAAGUACGAGGCUUCACUGAGCGCAGGAAGAGGGAGUACUUCAGGAAGAGUGUCAGUGAUGAAGAGCUGUCCAGCAGAAUCAUCUCCCACAUCAAGAGUUCCAGGAGCCUCCACAUCAUGUGUCUGAUCCCAGUCUUCUGCUGGAUCACUGCUACAGUUCUGGACCACAUGUUGACUACAGACCAGGGAGGAGAGCUGCCCAAGACCCUGACUGACAUGUACUCACACUUCCUGCUGGUUCAGAUAAAGAGGAAGAAGCUCAAGUAUGCUCAGGGACAGAAGGCGAGUCCACAGGAGCUGCGGAGGGCUGACAGGGAAGUUCUUCUGAAGCUGGGGAGGCUGGCGUUUGAACAGCUGGAGAAAGGAAACAUCAUGUUCUACCAAGAAGACCUGGAGCGCUGUGGUCUGGAUGUCACAGAGGCCUCACUGUACUCAGGAGUUUGUUCAGAGAUCUUCAAAAGAGAGAGUGUGAUCUUCCAGAAAACAGUCUACUGCUUCGUUCAUCUGAGCGUUCAGGAGUUUCUGGCUGCAGUCUACCUGUUCCACUGUUACACCAACAGGAACACACAGGUUCUCAAGGACUUCCUGGGGAGAGGCUGGGACUCUGACAACAGUGACCUGAAGAAUGGCAAUGAUAACAAUAACCCAUCUCUGGAUGUCUUCUUGAGGAAAACCAUGGAGAAAUCCCUGAGGAGUAAAAAUGGCCACCUGGACCUGUUUGUCCGCUUCCUUCAUGGCUUAUCUCUGCAGUCCAACCAGAGACUCUUAGGAGGCCUGCUGGGUCAGACAGACAACAGUCCAGAAAUCAUACAGGGAGCCAUAAACAACCUGAAGGAGAAGAAAACCAAAAUGUCUCCUGACAAAAUCAUCAACAUCUUCCACUGUCUGACGGAGAUGAACGACCACUCAGUCCAUCAGGAGAUCCAAGAGUUCCUGAAGUCAAAGGACAGAUCAGAGAAGGAACUCUCAGGUAUCCACUGCUCAGCUCUGGCCUACAUGCUGCAGAUAUCAGAGGAGGUUCUGGAUGAGUUCAACCUGCGUCAGUACAACAUAUCAGAUGAGAGACGAAUGAGACUGAUUCCAGCUGUGAGGAACUGCAGAAAAGCUCUAUUGAAGGACUGCUGUUUGUCAGAGAUCAGCUGUGGUCCUGUGGUCUCAGCUCUGAAGUCCAACCCUUCCCAUCUGAGAGAGCUGGACCUGAGCUUCAACUGCAACCUGAAGGAUUUAGGAGUGAAGCAGCUGUGUGCUGGAUUAGAGAGUCCAAACUGUAGACUGGAGACUCUGAGAUUGAGGUGGUGCUGUUUGUCAGAGAUCAGCUGUGCUGCUCUGGCCUCGGCUCUGAAGUCCAACCCCUCCCAUCUGAGAGAGCUGGAUCUGAGAGACAACAAGGAGCUGAAGGAUUCAGGAGUGAAGCUGCUGUCUGGUUUUCUGGAGAGUCCAAACUGUAGACUGGAGACUCUGAAAUUGAGGAACUGUGGUUUGUCAGAGAUCAGCUGUGCUGUUCUGGUCUCAGCUCUGAAGUCCAACCCCUCCCAUCUGAGAGAGCUGGAGCUGAAGCACAACAGCCUGAAGUGGUCAGACGUGAAGCAGCUGCGUGAUCUGAAGGAGAGUCCAGACUGUAGAUUGGAGACUCUGGAAUGGACGGGGCCUCGGCUUCCAGUAAAGUGAUCAGAAGGAGGAUGUGUGGGAGGAUCAGCUGAGUCCUGAUGAUCCCGAGAGGUUGAACCAGCAGCAGCACCUCUAAGUGGGCCAUGUUACUGGGAGGUAGAGUGGAGAGACUGACUGAGGCUCUGCACGCUUCCACAUUAGAAAUGGCACGUGGCCAUGAAAGAAGUAUGUCGGGCAAGUUGAUUGGCCGACAUUAGCCUCUCUGGGUCAGUGACGGGGGCUCUGUCUCCAUCAGAAUCAGCUGACUCAGCAUACGUCAGACUACAGAGUGGAGCCAAGUGUGGAAAGCAUAUGUUUGCUAACAUUUCACAUUUUCACAUCAAUGGUAAACUUGACUGUCGUCGCUGCAGGACAGUCACCUGUUUGUCUGAUAAACUUAACUGCCCCGCCCGCUGAAACAACCGUUACCUCACAGAGACCUUUACACAUUUAAGUGCUGUCAAGUAUGUAUAUAUAUAUAUAUAUAUAUAUAUAUAUUUGUAGAAUAUAUAUUUGUAAUUUUUUAUUUGUUCUGUACUGCUGUCAUGAAUCAGCCAUUCAUGAACCUCGCUAUUGUCGCCCACUGUUCACGUGGUUUUAAAACGUCUUCUUUUCUUUGAAUCAUCCUCAUCUUUUUGUUGGUUGCUUCUUUCAACCGGCCUUUUUACCACAGUAAUGUGCCGCCAUUUUUUUUAAUUAGCUUAAACGAAAGAAAUUGCGGACUUGGUUGAAAUGUGAAAGAAAAAACAACUAAUGAAUCACUCAAUUCUCAUUGGCUACCCGCCAACGUGGCAGGUAGACAGUUUCACCCGCCAAUGGCAAAAUUCACCUGCAUUCGGCGCGUGGUCAGGUGUUAAUUUCAGGCCUUGCACACACACAGACACACACAGACACACACAGACACUCUCACACACGGGUCCCGACUCGGAGUUCUUUAACCCCGUGCUAAUAGGGAAGAGUUGGCUCAAGAAGGCCGACAGAAGAAGCUCUCAGUGAAUGAAAAAGAACUGAUAUGAAUGUAAUAAAAUUAAUAAAUCAGUUUGUUGUUUGGACAAAUUGUGUAUUUACCAUUAAUACAAUCUUAUGAAAAAGUGUUUUAUAUUUUCCAGGCCAGUGAUCUGGAUUAUUUUGAUAUCUUUUUGUCCCGUUGAUCACUGGGCUUCUCCAGCUGGACAUGAUUGAUUCAGAUAUUUUGGAGCCAGAGUGACUCAGCAGAUUAGGACAGCAGAACUGUAGAUUUCCAGUCAUUUAAACUGCCCUCAGCUUCUAUUCCUGUUAAAUCGGCCUAUCUCUGGAUCUCUUUGGGUUGCGUCUUCACGCUGUUGAAUGAUGAACUGCUGUUAAAGUUGAUCAGAUUCUGGAACUUGAAGGUUGAUGUCAGAACUCAGAAGUCUGCCAGUAAGUUUAAUUCUCAUUCUCAUCAGUGCUGGAUUAUAUUUCUGUACAUUUGUUCUUUCUUCUGUAUGUUUACGUUCUUAUUUCAUAUGAAUCAUUACAUCCUGUAUCACUGUAAUAAAAGUAUGAAAAUGGGGAUCAACCCAACAUCA